Molecule: messenger RNA, 1676 nt
Organism: Amphimedon queenslandica
Lineage: Eukaryota; Metazoa; Porifera; Demospongiae; Haplosclerida; Niphatidae
Product: sterol O-acyltransferase 1-like
Exons: 13
Coding region: 153-1517 (454 amino acids)
Biological process (GO): cholesterol metabolic process
Cellular component (GO): endoplasmic reticulum membrane
Source: RefSeq, a predicted model, not a curated record
ACGCAAACAAAAGCAUUCGUUUUUGCUUGAAACCAUAGCUGUGUAAACGCGGCCUUAAUUAGCAAUAAUAAUGUUUUUAUUCACUACCCUCCACGCCCACAUUUUUCCAACGUAGGCCAUAGGGCGAGGCUCAUUUUGGGCGAAGCUUGAAGAUGAAGAGCAAUGGAACAGAUGAGAUGAAAAAACCGCAAGUUUCUGCUGAUCCUCGCGUGGUAGUUUUUAAAAAGAGAGAGUCCCCGUUCGAGCAGCUAGUCAAGGACAAUGAGCACAUUCGUUCACUGGUACUCAUUGGGCUUACUGCUACAGCCUUUUACCUUCUUUGCUUCAUUGCCCAUGACUCCAUGGAGGCUGGACAGUUGUAUUGGAAUGUAGACUAUUACUUUGGUGGCUGGGGAUCUCUGGGGGACAUUGGCAGAGCUAUGAUGUUAGAAGUGUUGAUUCUAAUAGCUGGCUUCCUGUUCUACCCAUGCUUUAUGGCUUGGCUUCAUUUGAGAAAGCUCAGUGUCCUGUUUGAUCCUGUAUUUGGGCUCAUGUAUGUGUGUAUGUUUAUUGGGACCUUCCCUACUUUAUGGUGGGCAAAAGGAUACUUCAAACUACCACCAUUUGUUGUAACUACACUUGCAAUCGAGCAGUUACGUUUCUGUAUGAAAACUUAUUCGUUUGUGCGUGAGAAUGCAUACAAGGUAUUGUAUCCUUGGAGCAAGGAUGAUAAGACUGGCCCUGCUGUGUGGUAUGAGGGUCAAAUGAGUCCUAAAGUUGGAUCGUUCCGUCAGUAUAUCUACUUUCUGUUCUGUCCUACAUUAUUAUACAGAGAUCACUAUCCUAGAAAUUCUGGGCCUGUGAAUUGGCAAAAAGCUAUCAUAUAUUUGGCUUGUUUUAUAAUUUCACUGCUGAUAGUUUUGCCAUUCUUCUCUCGCUACCUGUAUCCAAAAUCAUUACAUUGGAAGGAAUUGGUCCAUUGUUUCAUCGUUGCUAUACCUCCAGGAUUUGCAGUAAGCACUCUUGCAUCAAUAUGCGUAAUGCACGGGUGGAUGAACUUUGGAGCUGAAAUAACUGGUUUUGCUGACAGAGAGUUUUAUUCAGAUUGGUGGAACUCGACUAUAUUCACUGAGUUUUAUCGGAAGUGGAAUAACAUACCUCAUCAUUUUAUACACGACUAUCUCUACAAUGAUGUCAGAAAGGUUACACGUUUCAAGCCUUUGGUCCUCUUUGUCCCUUUGUUUGCUUCAUCGAUCAUUCAUGAGUAUGUAAUAGGAGUCACGAUGGGCGUAUUUAUACCAAUCUUGACAGUCAUGUUUGCCGGUGUGGGAGUUUUUGUCGCUUUCAUUUGGCCUCCAAAGCACAUGAGGAUAAUAAGACAGUCUUUUUUCAUAUCUUCAUUGAGCGUUGGGGUUGCAGCCAUUUUAGUCUGUUCCAUGAUUGAGCAGAAAGCAAGAGAGCUCUGUCCUCAUGAAGAGGAGUCACUUUUGGACAUCUUCAUGCCACGUGUGAUAGAAUGCUUCAGUGUUUAUAACUAACAUACACUGCAUGUGUCACAAAUUAUAUUUAUUUUGAAAUUUAUCAAUUUAGUAUGUUAAUUUUUCCAUGCUGUUAGAAAUGUAUUUUGCUUGCAUCAGUCAUGCAUUAUAGUAUCAGUUUUCAGGAAAUUGAGGUCAUUAAUUUUGUUAUGACGGAAA